Ailuropoda melanoleuca (giant panda) is the source of this 4124-nucleotide messenger RNA. RefSeq names its product ER lipid raft associated 2 (gene ERLIN2). Gene Ontology annotation, cellular component: endoplasmic reticulum; endoplasmic reticulum membrane. Bases 249 to 1262 code for a protein of 337 amino acids. Lineage: Eukaryota; Metazoa; Chordata; Mammalia; Carnivora; Ursidae. The transcript has 12 exons. The record is from RefSeq and is a predicted model, not a curated record. Gene Ontology annotation, biological process: SREBP signaling pathway. Gene Ontology annotation, molecular function: ubiquitin protein ligase binding; cholesterol binding.
UGCCGGCCGAAGCUCGUCAGCCGUUCUCCCGGGCCCCAGCCCCAGCCACCUCUCUCCCUCAGGAGCGAGAAAGCAACCCCUUUCUGUUCCGUACCUUCCCCGCGAGCCCCAGGGAGCUUGGGACGCGCGACCCUCUCUCGGAAGAGGGCAGGGAAGGGGCGCGAGUUGGGGGCGGGGAGGGGGGCAUUUGCAGAAAGGACGCAGCUGCAGAUCGGUAGCUGGAGUCCGCUACGGGUAAAGGUUCGCUGAUGGCUCAGUUGGGAGCAGUUGUGGCUGUGGCUACCAGCUUCUUUUGUGCAUCCCUCUUCUCAGCCGUGCACAAGAUAGAAGAGGGACAUAUUGGGGUGUAUUACAGAGGGGGAGCCCUCCUGACUUCCACCAGCGGCCCGGGUUUCCAUCUCAUGCUUCCUUUCAUCACAUCAUAUAAGUCUGUGCAGACCACCCUGCAGACUGAUGAGGUGAAGAAUGUGCCUUGCGGGACUAGUGGCGGUGUGAUGAUCUACUUUGACCGAAUUGAAGUGGUGAACUUCUUGGUCCCAAAUGCAGUGUAUGACAUCGUGAAGAACUACACUGCCGACUACGACAAGGCCCUCAUCUUCAACAAGAUCCACCAUGAGCUAAACCAGUUCUGCAGUGUGCACACGCUUCAGGAGGUCUACAUUGAGCUCUUUGAUCAGAUUGAUGAAAACCUCAAGCUGGCUUUACAACAGGACCUGACCUCCAUGGCCCCCGGGCUUGUCAUCCAAGCUGUGCGGGUGACCAAGCCCAAUAUACCUGAGGCGAUCCGCAGAAACUACGAGUUGAUGGAAAGCGAGAAGACGAAGCUUCUCAUUGCAGCCCAGAAACAGAAGGUGGUGGAGAAGGAAGCUGAGACGGAGCGGAAGAAGGCCCUCAUCGAGGCAGAAAAGGUGGCUCAGGUUGCAGAAAUCACCUAUGGGCAGAAGGUGAUGGAGAAGGAGACGGAGAAGAAGAUUUCAGAAAUUGAAGAUGCUGCGUUUCUGGCCCGGGAGAAGGCAAAGGCUGACGCGGAGUGCUACACCGCCAUGAAGCUCGCCGAGGCCAACAAGCUGAAGCUGACCCCCGAGUACCUGCAGCUGAUGAAGUACAAGGCCAUCGCUUCCAACAGCAAGAUCUACUUCGGCAAAGACAUCCCGGACAUGUUCGUGGACUCUGCAGGCGGCCUGGGCAAGCAGUUCGAGGGGCUGGCUGACAAGCUGACUUUCGAUGACGAGCCCUUGGACGUAGACCCUGAGGAGAACUGACGGUUUUUUGUACACAACCUCGGAUGACACUGAAAAGAGAUCUUUAUUUUUUAAUGAUGAACCGGGAUGCUCCUCCCUCCCACACUACCUGCUUUGACUCUUCCGCAUUCUGUGGUGAAAAAAGAAGAAAUGGAUUUAAAUCUAUUCCCAUUCCUGGGAAGGGAGGGCAGGGAUUGAUGAUUUGGGGUCUCAUUCAGGUAAGCGGGUUAGGUGACUUCUGUUAAGGUGGGUGAACCAUGGGUUUGACCUUUGACCUCCAGACACUAAUUUUAGCCCUUUGAAGCUGGCUUAAGUAGGGAUUCGAUCAUCACAGAGUGGGAGAAAUAGAGGGUGUUGCCUGCAGGUGAUUUGCGGUCCCGGAUUUGGGGCGAUGCAGUCCAGUCUUCUCACCUCUGCCUCCAGGGCGGGAGGUGCCUGCGGUCGGAGUUCCGCACCUGGGCACCUGCGGGCUCGCGAGUGUGCCGGCAGAGCCAGGGGGCACCAGCCGCGGAGGACGUUGGGCUCUGCUGGUAUUUUUGUGGGCAUACGUGAGUUUAGAGGCACGCUUUCCCGAGCCCUCACGAGGAAGGACUGGUGCUAGGUUUUGCAAGCUUUUCUCUCCUACCCUCCUUGCCCCAGGGCUUAAAGAGCCGUGGUUUCUGACUACAUUCCAGAGUCUGGGUUUGGGUACCACCCCACAAUUCUUCUUAAAACUUUUCACCUCUUCUGCAAUUUGGGUUUUUUUUCCCCCCUCGAAUCUGUUUGUUGAUUCCACUCAGCAUUAGGAAGAUAGAAACAAACGACCCAAGUGUCUUACCGCUGCUGAAGGGGCGUCGUUCCAUCUCUCGGCCACCGUGGUACCUGCUUGGCAAACUGCACAUGUUCCUUGAGAUCUGGUGUCUGUCUUACUGUGAGGUCCUGUGUCGAAGAGCUCUUCUGGGGGCGAGGAAGGCCACCUGAAGGAUCUCCUCGUCUUAAGGCUUGUUACCUUGUGCUGGCAGUCUGUCUGACAGAUAAAGGGGAGCCCACUAAGUAGCACAUGUUCUGAAGCCUAGGGUGCCGACAGCCACACGGGUCAGACUGAACGCUCUCUCUCCAGAGAUAGCUGUGGGGUACACGUCAAGAGUUCGUGCCCAGGUCCCUGGAUUGGAAGGGCUACAUCAAAAUCUGUUCAAAUGUUUUAGGGGGUUUCUUUCAUUUCUAAUUAGGAAGAUUUUGUGUCACUCUGAGAGAUUUGGGAUAGAGGAGAACAAACAUGAAAGAAAGGUUUUCUUGUAUCCUGAGAUUGGAGUGGGAGGAGGGGGUCCAGCUUAGGUAGGCCGUGAGUUGUGUACCAGAUUGUUAGGCUAUCCCCGUUUAACUUGCAGGUACGUUGGUAUUUUCCAUGACAAAUUCUGGCUUAGGAUCUGGCCCUGUAAUUAGCUGCCCUCCCCACCGCUGCCACCAAAGAAACUACCACUGUACCCCUUUUCCCUCAGUGAUACUAUGAACGAUACUUUCUGGCACAGAUCCCCACCUCAUUUUUGGGUCCCCUGCCCAGACUUCUGCUUUACUGAAUGGCCCCAGAAUCCGGGCCAGCUUGCUCCCAAGUAGCAUCAGGCUUGUCGAGAGUUUGGGGGAGCCUCCAGCCUGCUUAGUUAGAAACAAAAUGUUAACUCCUCUUAAUUCAAAUGUUGCCCAUUCCUGUUCUAAUUGCUGGGACUUAGAAUUCUCAAACCACUUGUCCUGGUCACACUUUGUGCAAGCAGCCAGCCGUUCAUGGGCAUGAUGGAUUUUAAUGUGCUCGGAAGUGCUUGCAGAAGACAGUCAGUCUCCCAAGGCCAACAUAGGGUAUCCAUCGUUCAGAUACACUCACCCUCCCAUCCCAGUGCUAUUAAUCACUUGGAGGAGAACAUGACCCAUGACAUCCGGCAUCCCCGAUUUUCGUACUUGCUCCCUGUACUCCGAGACUUGCCGCCUAGGCCUCAGAAAACACAAAGCAAGGCUAUCUCCGCCUCUGACUAGCACGUUUGCUCAGGUUUCUCACUUGAAAGCCCACUACUAACAUCCUGUGAUGGCUUGUCCCUUGCACUAGAUACACUUGAACCACCAAAGAGCCUCAAUAAAGUAAACUCCCACUGCCCCUGCCUCCCUCAGUGCUAAUGUUGCCCCCUCUUGGAACAAAAAACAGAAAUGUCAUAGUGCCCCCUCAGUUUAAAUUCCAUGGUUAUCUGCUCCUGCCUGAAUCGUCAAAUCAUGGAAGUCAGCGGUUUCCUCAGCAUGGGACAACUAACCAAUCUGUGCGACUUUGUGUCUUCAGCACUCACUAGAAAAUCUGAUCUUCAAACAUUUGAAUUCUAAACAUGUAAAAUGUGACAGCCUACACUUUUGUAGGCAGUAAAGUCAUGGCUGCUAUUUGUAAACAGAACUUCUAUCAAAAUAAGUAACUGUUUAUAAAAUUCAGUUUUUGUAGGAUUUUUCCAAGGAAGAGUCACCUUGGUUGAAUGUUUCUCAUUAAACUUAACAGAAGUGGUUCAUACUUAGUACUGUUUUUAAUCACUUUUUUAAUAUAAGGACAGAAUAUUUGCAAGGAAGCCAAAGUUUGUUAAUAAUUUUUAUAUGACUAAAAUAAAAUAAAUUUGAAGGGAUCUGUGGUCAUAUUAACUUGAAGGAGGAAAAAAACAUAAUUGAAAGAAUUUUGGCAAUAUAUUGGUCCAAAAAAAAAGUUGUUUUCUAAAUGAUUUGUUGUAAUUACUAUGGGUCUAUGUAUCUUUCAGCACUGAUGACUUUGCCGUUUACAGAGAGUAAGUAGUGAAAGUAAGAUCGUCGUCUUUACUGACUUAUCAAUUUAAGUUUGUUUGAAGAUAAUCCUCAGUUGAGAAUAAACCUGUAUGUUGGCUAGUG